Molecule: messenger RNA, 2023 nt
Organism: Gadus macrocephalus (Pacific cod)
Lineage: Eukaryota; Metazoa; Chordata; Actinopteri; Gadiformes; Gadidae
Product: low-density lipoprotein receptor-related protein 8-like
Exons: 12
Coding region: 161-1699 (512 amino acids)
Molecular function (GO): protein binding; calcium ion binding
Source: RefSeq, a predicted model, not a curated record
AGGCAAACAGACCUGCCCUCCUGAGAAGUUCGAUUGCGGGGGUUCUACCAACAAGUGUGUCUCGUUGUCAUGGAGAUGUGACGGCGAGAAGGACUGCGAGAACGGCGCGGAUGAGAAAGACUGCGCUUCUGACGCCAAGGCCUGCCCCCGCGGCGAGUUCAUGUGCGGUAACCGGAAGUGCCUGGCGAGCGUGUACGUGUGCGACGGAGACGACGACUGCGGCGACGGCUCCGACGAGCUGAAGUGCGCGGCGCAGAUGACCUGCGGGCCGGACCACCUGCGCUGCAACUCCACCGAGUGCGUGCCGCUGAUGUGGAGCUGCGACGGGGACCCCGACUGCGCCGACGGCUCCGACGAGGGCCCGGCGCGUUGCGGCGGCGAGGGGGGCGGGCCCCCGUACCCCACGCAUCGCCGCGCCAACUGCACGGCCGGCGAGUUCCGCUGCGCCAACGGGGAGUGUGUGCGCCUGGCGUGGAAGUGCGACGGCGACCCCGACUGCAAGGACAAGUCGGACGAGCUGGACUGCCCCCUGUUGACGUGUCGUCCAGAUGAGUUCCAGUGUGGCGACGGCUCCUGUAUCCACGGCACCAAGCAGUGCAACAAGGUCCACGACUGCCCCGACCACAGCGACGAGAGCGGCUGUGUCAACGCCACGAGGUGUGAGGGCCCGCUGAAGUUCCUCUGUAAGAACGGGGAGUGCAUCGACAGCAGCAAGGUGUGUGACUCUGUGAAGAACUGCAAGGACCGGUCAGACGAGCCAAAGAAAGAGUGUGGGUUGAACGAGUGCCUGAUUAACAACGGCGGCUGCUCCCACAUCUGCACAGAUCGACCAAUCGGCUUCGAGUGCCAGUGUCCCGCUGGGUACCAGCUGCUGGACAAGAAGACUUGUGGAGACAUUAAUGAGUGUGAAGACCCGGCAGCGUGCAGCCAGAUGUGUGUCAACUACAAGGGGGACUUCAAGUGUGAGUGCUACGAGGGCUACGAGAUCGACCCCGUCACCAAGACCUGCAAGGCCGAGGGGAAGAGUGCGUACCUGUUGGUCACCAACCGCCACGAGAUCCGCCGCAUCGACCCGGUGAAGCGCGAGUAUACCCAGGUGGUCUCCACCCAGAAGAACGCCGUGGCCCUCGACGUGGACGUGGCCAACAACCGCAUCUUCUGGUCCGACCGCUUCCACCGCAAGAUCUCCAGCGCCUUCAUCCAGGAGGCCAGUGAUCCCAGCCAGCAGGUGCCCCUGCUGCAGGCCUCUCUCCAGGCCCCGGUGGGGCUGGCCCUGGACUGGCUGCAGCACAACCUGUACUGGACGGACGCCGGCCACAAGACGCUGUCGGUGGCCUCGGUGGACGGUGCCCGGCGCCGCGUGCUGGUCUCCACCGAGCUCAGCGAGCCGCGCGCCGUCGUCCUGGACCCCCACAACGGGUUCAUGUACUGGUCGGAUUGGGGAACGCCGGCCAAGAUAGAGAAGUCUGGGAUGAACGGCGUGGACCGGCAGGUGCUGGUGAACAGCCACAUCGAGUGGCCCAACGGCAUCUCGCUGGACGUGGCUAACAGGCGUCUCUACUGGGUGGACUCCAAGCUGCACCUGAUCGCCAGCGUGGAUCUGAACGGAGCACACCGCCGCACGCACCUGGCCUCCGCCCAGACGCUGGGCCAGCCCUACGCCCUGGCCGUGUUCGAGUUUAAGCUCUCAGCCCCAUGAUACACCACCCCUGUCUCCACCAUCACCUCCACCUCCACCUCCGCCAACAUCGUCCCCAACAGCCAACGCCUCAACCCUCGUCUUCAUCGUCAGCAUCAUCAUCAUCUUAAUAAGCGUCAUCAUCUCAUCAUCAUCUGUUUCAUAACCCUCCUCUGGGAACAGUGGUCUGACUGGGAGGCUGGCUAGGACCGUAUCUAUUGGACGGACAGGGAGAAGGAGGCCGUCUUCUCAGCCAAUCGGCUGACAGGACAGGACAUCCAGGCUCUGGCCGAGCACCUCAACGACCCCCUUGACAUCGUGGUGUUCCACCAGCUCCGUCAGCCC